CCGUCGCGCACCCGCGGGGCCGUUCCCCGUCCCGGGACGGCCGGGGGCGGGCUCGGUCGGGGGAGGCGGAGCCGGUCCCUCCCUUCCCAAUCCCCGUGCCGGCGCCAUGGCGGGCCCGGGCGGUGCCGGUGCCGGUGCCGCGGACGCCGGGGAUGUGCUGAGCGGCGGCAGCGAGCGGCGGUGCCGGGCGCGGCUGGCGGCGGGGGGCGCGGGGGGCGCGGCGGCCGCGGCCGCGGUGCUGGUGCCGCUGUGCUCGGUGCGCGGCCGCCCCGCGCUGCUCUUCACGCUCCGCUCCCGCCGCCUCGGCGGCCCCCACAGCGGCGACGUCAGCUUCCCCGGCGGGCGGCGGGACCCGGCGGACGCGGACGCGGUGGCCACGGCGCUGCGGGAGACGCGGGAGGAGCUGGGGGUGGCGGUGGCAGCAGCCAGCGUGUGGGGACAGCUGCGGACCCUGCCCGACCGGCAAGGAAUGACCAUAGCGCCCGUCGUGGCCAACCUGGGGCCACUGGAGGCCUUGACACUGACCCCCAACCCCGACGAGGUGGAGGAGGUGUUCACCCUGCCCCUGGCUCACCUGCUGCGGGAGGAGAACCAGGGCUACACCCACUUCCGCACGGCCACCGGCUACGGGUACACCCUGCCUGUGUUCCUGAACGGCCCCCACAGGGUGUGGGGGCUCACGGCCAUCAUCACCGAGCUCACCCUGGAGCUGCUGCUGCCCGGCCGCUACUGCAAGAAGACCCACGUGCCACCCCGGAAACCCGUGGCCUGAGGGAGGAGGGGACAGGGGUGGCUCUGGGGCACCGAAGCCACUGGUGAUGUUGCACACUGUGAUUCAGUAAAAGCCAUGUUUGGAACUGC
This is a messenger RNA of Pipra filicauda (Wire-tailed manakin), 861 nucleotides long. It is a transcript of the gene NUDT8, whose product is annotated as nudix hydrolase 8. The record is from RefSeq and is a predicted model, not a curated record. The coding region runs from base 107 to 772 and encodes 221 amino acids. Gene Ontology annotation, molecular function: coenzyme A diphosphatase activity. The transcript has 4 exons. Lineage: Eukaryota; Metazoa; Chordata; Aves; Passeriformes; Pipridae.